Messenger RNA from Pelagomonas calceolata, 1181 nucleotides. The record is from the annotation of a GenBank genome assembly. Lineage: Eukaryota; Pelagophyceae; Pelagomonadales; Pelagomonadaceae.
AUGGAGCACCAAGCGUGCCCCCCCCAGCCAACAGCGAUAGAAGAGGACGAGAUGGACAUGCUCCAGUCCUUCUCGAAGCAUGGAUCUUCUGGAGACCCCUACGCCUACGACAUGGACCUCGAAGGCCUCGACGCCGUCGCGCUGGACGCGCUGCGGUCCGAUUCGGGCUCGCCCGAUAGUGAUAGGAAGAACCAGGCGACGUCGUCCCAGAAGAGCGAGAGCCCGCCGCGCGACGCGCCCGAUUCCCCUCAAAGGGAUGAGGCGAUGCCGGCCGCGACCGUGACGAUGGACACUAGUAGGGGAAGACCACAAACCCGAGAGCGCUACCCCGACGACCGGACGGGCGGUUCCUACUUCCGGCGGGACCAGCUCGAGAAAAAAGCGCCGACGCCCAAACGACCACCGGCCUACGAGCUGCGACCUCGAAGGCAGUCCACGAGAAUCCAAAAGAACAUGUCGACGUCGGAAUCGGAAUCGGGAAGCGGCCGACCACCCUCCGACAAGGAGCGGAAGCUGUCCGCCGCGGACCAACGGCGGUUGGAGCGGAACGCGAGGGAGCAGCGGCGCUCGGUGAAGAUUGUGCACCAGAUCGAGGAGCUCGCCGACAUGUUGGAAGCGGCGGGCGCCGGGGCGUCGAAGCAGUGCAAGUCGUCCGUGCUCCAAGCCGUCGGGGAAUAUAUUCACUCCUUGGAAUCGAAGAACGCGCACCUCGAGCGGGAGCAAUGCGGCCUAGUUUCCAAAAUUGUGAGCAUAGCAGCUCUCGCGAGGCGGAAACACGACCGGACCGAGUCGACGACGCGUUUGGACUACGAGCAGUUGUUCCUCCAGUCGUCGAUGCCGAUGGCCGUCGCAGCUUUAGAUGGGAAAUUUACCGCCAGCAAUGAUCGGUUCGCUCAUGUUUUAGGAUUGAGGGAGGCUUCCGCCGUCGUCGGGCGGUCAGUCUUCGACCUGGCUUCUCCACAACAUUUGCAGCACGUCUUUUCGUGCAUCGGGAGUCUGCUGCGGAGUUCGGAACCGGUCCCGCGCGGCGAGGUCCACGGCGCGCUCGCGGAUACGGCUCGAGUCAUCGCGAUCACAUUGCUGCGGCCGGCGUGCUUUGCGGUGGCGCUGAUCGAGCCGGUCGGCGUCGACCAGCCGCGGCGCGUGGUUGGUUAAUGAUUGACUGCCAUUUUGUUGUAGAG